GGCUGCUUCCCGUGCGCUCCCGGCGCUGAGGCGCGGCGCCGCUCUACGUUCUGUCCGCCCGGCGCCUCUGUCUCACCUGGACCAUGCCACAGUGACGCUGCUGUCGCGCGCUUUACACCUGCUUAACGCUCGGAAGAAAGCGCGCGACGGGAUCGAAUGCUUCGCGGAGCGCGCGCUCCCUGUGUGACGACGGCUGCGACAGUGACCUAACGAAGCCCCAACCGCCGCCGCAACUCUACCCGGGCCUUCCCGUCUUCCCCCGGAGCUCGAGCGAGGGCAGUCGGCGGCGGCCCGGACUCGCCCCCAUGGCGGCGGAGGGCGAGGCGGACGUGGAGUGGGUGGUUGACAGCAUCGCUGGCUUCCUGCGCGGGCCCGCCUGGUCCAUCCCCAUCCUGGAGUUCAUGGAGCAGAAGUGCGCGGUUUUUGAUGAUGAAGAAGAAAGCAAGUUGUCCUAUACAGAGAUUCAUCAGGAGUACAAAGCUCUGGUGCUGCAUCUCAAAUUAGCAAUACAUGCAUUUUUGCUAUGUUUUUUUAUAGGUGUGCUACCUGACUGUUUGACAGAUGGUUCUGAUGUGUUCACUGAAAUUGAACAACAAGAAAUGAAAAUACUCAGAGAGGUUCUUAGGAAGUCUAAGGAAGAAUAUGAAAUGGAGCAAGAAAUGAAAAGGUCUAAAGAGACACAUGAGAAAUUGAAGUCAUCAGAUGUUACAUACAGCUGUCCCGGAUAUUCAAGAGAAGCAAAAGUUAAGGAAUCCACUGAAGAUAUUGAGAGAAUUGAUGAUUUAGAAGAAAUUGCAAAAUUAUCAUUAGAAGAAACAAACAAAUCUACUAAGGAAUAUUUAAGGCCUGUGCAUCCUCUACUAAGAGUGAUAGAACCUCCUCUACAGCCUUCUGAACCUGCCAAAGUGAAAGAAGAAAUUAAGAAAAAGGCAACUGGAAAUUGUUCAGAGAAUGCAACAGGAGAAGCUGGGCUUGAGGGUUUUAAUUUAUCAGAGCUUGAACCGCACCGCCUCAGACAACGAGAAGACUAUUUAAAACAGAAGCGAGAUACCCUGAUGGCUAUGAAGAAGGAGUCAAGAAAUACUCUACCAACACCAAAUAUAUAUCAGAAAGAAGAGGCAUUAUCUUCUAAAGAGGAAAUGUCAGAACAGGAGAAGCAAAGACUAUUACUGAAGAGGAGAAUGCUUGCAGCAAAACUUAAAGAAGAAGUUAUUAACAAGCACUAAGUUUUAAGAAUCUCAUUGUAAGAAUACUCGUGGACAAGAAUUGAAUUUCCUUUAGAAUAAAUUUAACCAUAAACUGCUUGCUUUUAAACACAAUAUAUUGUUGAUUUUCUACAAAACAUGAGCAACUAAUUUAUUCAUAUACAUAAUAUUUAAAACUAAAUUGCAUCCAUAGUAGUAAAAACUCGAUUUCACACACUAACCCAGUGGGCCAAGAUUUUUUAAAGUGCUGACUUCUCUGGGGUCUGCUAGGUGCUUAGCACUUUAGAAAAUCAGGCUACCUAUUUAGGCAGCACCUCAAUAAUUAUGAGGUAUUUUAUUACCAUAACACCUAGAAACCCUAGGCAUGGACCACAUUGCCCUUGUGCAGUAAGGACUUAGGAUCCUACCUUUAGACACCCAUCUUUGAAAAGCUUUGCCAGCGCCACUUAUUUAAAAUUACACCUUUGUAAAAUUUAAUAUAUAAAAAAUUCAAACACCUCUACGUAUUUUUUUUCCCCUUUUUUCAAAACACAGAAAUGUUCAUACCAUGGAAAACAUCAUCUAAAGAAUUCUUACAUCAGUUCUCUAACAGAGAGGUAAAAAUACAGAACUUGCUUCUUUUCCUUUUAUUAGUCUGUCAGUGAAAUAUUACCCUUUUCAAGUAUCAAAUAUGAUAAAGUCUAAUUAAACAGGGAAGCACUCAAGUUUUGUUUGAGAUACAGGAAAUGCAGAUGAAGCUUGUGAAGUCAUGAGACAAAUUUCAUAGUAACUGUAGAUUCCAUUGUUUUUAUAAACCUUUUGGGCCAAUUUAACAGUAACUAAGUAACAGUAACUGUGUUUUGUGGCGAAGUACAACUUUUAAAAGUAAACGUUGUCUCAGUUAAGUAAAAUGUGAAAACACUUAUGAGCUAGUCCCAUAAUUCAAAAUUUUGAAAACAAUUUUUUGCCAUUUUGUUCACUACAAUUCACUGCUGUCUGGUCAUAAAUCCUGCUUAGAACAUUUCUCAGCAAAGAGGCUGUAAUCUGUAAGGUUUCAUCACUAACAAUGCUUGAUUGGCGCAGUAACUGAGUAAAAAACCACCCAACCAAUCAAAAUUUAAUGUAACUUUUUAUUAAAAUAGUAUUUAUAACUGAUACAUGUUGGCAGAUGUAAUAUUUUUUCUAAAAAAAAAAAAAAAAAUCUGUAGUGGAGGGGCCCCAGGCAUUAGAAUGUGUCUGUCCCUAGCAGAAUGCAGACAGCAUAUAAUAAAUCAUAGAUAAAAGAAUCUUUGCCUGAGGCAGGUGACCCUGCAUGUUAGCCAGUUUGAGUGGGAGCUCCAUAUGUCACCCUCCCAAGGGGGUUUAAAAAGUUUGAUAAAAAUGUUCAAACCUUAAGAUGACAUCAAAUGUCUCUUCAUAUAGUUUUAUUCUUCUAGAGUAACUAUAAAAAUUCAUAACAUUCACUUAUUUGCUAUAGAAUAAAGGCUCAUGAGCUGGUCUGAAUGUAUUCUUAAAGCUCUUGGCAGUUCUUCAGAAGGGAAAGGUUCUAGGGGAAAAAAUGAGAAACCAACACUUUUGAAUCAAAGAACUUUGUUUAGGGUAAUUUUUUUUA
Dermochelys coriacea (leatherback sea turtle) is the source of this 2796-nucleotide messenger RNA. RefSeq names its product cilia and flagella associated protein 36 (gene CFAP36). Bases 306 to 1226 code for a protein of 306 amino acids. Gene Ontology annotation, cellular component: ciliary base; axoneme. The record is from RefSeq and is a predicted model, not a curated record. NCBI's taxonomy places the organism in Eukaryota, Metazoa, Chordata, Testudines, Dermochelyidae. The transcript is spliced from 9 exons.